Messenger RNA from Arabidopsis thaliana (thale cress), 414 nucleotides. Its product is annotated as EF hand calcium-binding protein family. NCBI's taxonomy places the organism in Eukaryota, Viridiplantae, Streptophyta, Magnoliopsida, Brassicales, Brassicaceae. Bases 1 to 414 code for a protein of 137 amino acids. The record is from RefSeq and is marked reviewed. Gene Ontology annotation, molecular function: calcium ion binding. The transcript has a single exon.
AUGAAUAAUAUGUCUUUAAGUGAUAUCUUCGAGAGGUUUGACACGAGCAAAGAUGGUAAGAUCUCUUGGGAAGAGUUUCGUGACGCGAUUCAUGCUCUCUCUCCAUCUAUCCCUUCAGAAAAACUCGUCGAGAUGUUCAUCCAGCUUGACACGAAUGGAGAUGGUCAGGUCGAUGCGGCCAAAUUCGCUUCGUGCAUGGACCAAACAGCUCAGUCUAGUGGUGGUGACGUGGAAAAAGAGUUGAAGGAUGCUUUUAAACUAUACGAUAUUAAUUGUGAUGGGAAGAUAUCGGCCAAUGAGUUACAUGUGGUGAUGACUCGGCUUGGAGAGAAGUGUACGGUCGAGAGCUGCGUAGGGAUGGUUCAAGCUAUCGAUGUAGAUGGUGAUGGUUAUAUUAGAUUCGUAGGAGUUUAA